Messenger RNA from Saimiri boliviensis boliviensis (Bolivian squirrel monkey), 1161 nucleotides. NCBI's taxonomy places the organism in Eukaryota, Metazoa, Chordata, Mammalia, Primates, Cebidae. The record is from RefSeq and is a predicted model, not a curated record.
AUGCACAUGCACCACGCACAAAUACCUGUCUGCUUGAGAUCCCGGAUUUUCUCCAGCGACAGCGUUGACCUGAGCCCUCUGCUGGCCAGUCAACGGCUACCUGAUACUAGCAAAGCAAUGAUCGUAGACUACCACCUAGUGGCGGGCACCAGUGGAGGAUUUUUGAGCACGGAUCCAACCAUCCCGGCCUGGGGAACCGAAAAUACAGCAAUGAAUGGGGGUGACCAAGCCCUUCCCCUGCUUUGUGGCAAGGAGAUCCCGAUCCUGGUCUGGCUGAUCCUCUUCAUUAGCCUGGUCGGGCUGGUAGGAAAUGCGGUUGUGCUCUGGUUCCUGGGCUUCCGCAUGCGGAGGAACGCCUUCUCCAUCUAUGUCCUCAGCCUGGCCGGGGCUGACUUCCUCUGCCUCUGCUUCCAGAUUAUAGAGUGCCUGGAGUACCUCACUAACUUCUACUAUUCCAUCUACAUCUAUUUCCCUAGAUUCCUCACCACUAUGAUAACCUGCACCUACCUUGCAGGCCUGAACAUACUGAGUGCCAUCAGCACAGAGCGCUGCCUGUCUGUCCUGUGUCCCAUCUGGUACCGCUGCCGCCGCCCCAGACACCUGUCAACAGUCAUGUGUGCCCUGCUCUGGGCCCUAUCCCUGCUGCUGAGCAUCCUGGAAGGGAAGUUCUGUGGCUUCUUGUUUAGUGAUGGUGACUUUGGUUGGUGUCAGACAUUUGAUUUCAUCACUGCAGCGUGGCUGAUGUUUUUAUUUGUGGUUCUCUGCGGGUCCAGCCUGGUCCUGCUGGUCAGAAUCCUCUGUGGAUCCCGGAAGAUGACGCUGACCAGGCUGUACGUGACCAUCCUGCUCACAGUGCUCAUCUUCCUCCUCUGUGGCCUGCCCUUCGGCAUUCAGUGGUUCCUAAUCUUAUGGGUCUUGAAGAAUUUUGAUGUCCUUUCAUGUCAUAUUCAUCCAGUUUCCAUUGUCCUGUCCUCUAUUAACAGCAGUGCCAAUCCCAUCAUUUACUUCUUCGUGGGCUCCUUUAGGCAGCAGUGGCGGCUGCGGCAGCCGACCCUCAAGCUGGCUCUCCAGAGGGCUCUGCAGGACACCGCUGAGGUGGAUCACAGUGAAGGAAGCUUCCGCCAGGACACCCUGGAGAUGUCAGGAAGCAGUCUGGCAUAG